AUGGACGAUGAACUGAUCGCCAACUUUACCGCCAUCACCUCGGCCACGCCCGAACGUGCUCGCCAGUACCUUACUCUGACCGACAACAACCUCGAACAGGCCAUACAACUCUACUUUGACAGCGAUGGCGCCGACAUGGGCGCCGCCAUGCCCCAACAAUCUGCUCAGCCCGCUGCUCAGCCAGCAUCCCACCGCUACAGCCAGGACGACAAUGGCAUUGUGACGAUAGAUUCAGACGACGAUGACGCCCCCUACGAAGAUGAUGAGGCCAUGGCAAGACGUCUGCAGCAGGAGGCUUAUGGUACCGCUGGCGGGGAAGAAGAAGUCAGAGCCCCCAUGCAAAGAACUACCGAGACGCUUGUCGGCCCUGGCUCCAGAUGGGCUGGCGACGAUGAGGACGACAUCAACGCUGCCGUCCAGGAGCAGAUGAUGGCACGCCAGAGAAGAUUCUCCGUAUGGGACGACGAUGCCAACCCCGGCUUCGCCAUCCCUUCCGAUCCCGAAACCCAUCGCCGCAAUCUCGCUCGUGCUACUGGAGGUGCCUCAGAACAAUCGUCCAAGUCAACUCUGCUUGCCGAACUCUUUAGACCGCCUACCGAUCUCAUCUCACCCCUGUCAUUCCAAGAUGCUCGCGAUGAAGGCAAGGAGGACGAGAAGUGGAUAAUUGUCAAUGUCCAAGAUCCCUCCAUCUUCGACUGCCAGGUUCUGAACCGUGACAUCUGGAAGAACUCGCAGAUCAAAGAGACUAUCCAGGAAAACUUCAUCUUCUUGCAGUACUCCAAGGACGACCCGCGCGGCACUCAAUAUGUCCAGUACUACUUCCAAAACAGAGACAGCGACGACGCAUACCCACACAUCGCCAUUGUUGACCCCCGGACUGGCGAGCAAGUCAAGGUCUGGUCAGGUGCUCCCGUCCCGAAACCCGCAGACUUCCUCAUGGAUCUGCACGAGUUCCUGGACCGUUACAGCCUGAAGGCAUUCGCGAAAAACCCGGUGGCCACCCGUAAGCCUGAGAAGAAGUCCAAAGAUGUUGACAGAAUGAGCGAGGAGGAAAUGUUGGAGAUGGCAAUGCAAAACAGCCUGCAACAAGGUGGUGCAGCCAUCAAGGAUGAUGACCCUGAUGCCCUCACCAAGGCAGACUCAAGUAAGGGCAAGGGUGCAGCUGUCGACCCGGACGCCAUGGACAUUACCGAUACAGGAGUUCCGAUCGAGAACGCAGAGACAGAACCUUCAGCAUCACAAGCUGGUCCUUUCGCACAAAUCGCAUCUGACAAACCUCACACUGAGCCUACGGACCCGGCUUCCUCGACUCGUAUCCAGUUCAGAUACUCUGGUGGAAGACAGAUCCGACGCUUUGGACUACAAGAAGAGGUCCGCCGCAUGUACGAGUGGCUCAAAGCAUCGCCUGUCGAAGGCAAGCAAGGUGUCGACUUUGAGUUUGUCUUCAUGGGCCGCAACCUGAUUGAAGCAUUGGACCAGACCAUCGAGGAGGCUGGGCUCAAGAACGGUUCAGUCAUGAUCGAGUUCUUGGAGUAA
This is a messenger RNA of Aureobasidium vineae, 1536 nucleotides long. The record is from the annotation of a GenBank genome assembly. NCBI's taxonomy places the organism in Eukaryota, Fungi, Ascomycota, Dothideomycetes, Dothideales, Saccotheciaceae.